Molecule: messenger RNA, 2045 nt
Organism: Pristis pectinata (smalltooth sawfish)
Lineage: Eukaryota; Metazoa; Chordata; Chondrichthyes; Rhinopristiformes; Pristidae
Gene: eif3d
Product: eukaryotic translation initiation factor 3, subunit D
Exons: 15
Coding region: 208-1884 (558 amino acids)
Biological process (GO): translational initiation
Cellular component (GO): eukaryotic translation initiation factor 3 complex; cytoplasm
Molecular function (GO): translation initiation factor activity
Source: RefSeq, a predicted model, not a curated record
UUGCAGCUGAAGUAAUGCGGAUCCUUCAGACGGAGCAAACCCCCGGGCGGCGUCCGCACCGACCCGGCGGGAGGGACGGCCCCUAAAUUCUGCCCCACAAGCGGUCUCACUUUGCGACACUGUCGCGACCCCGGCCGAUCCAGUUUGCGGCAGUGAGGCAGCGCUCCCUCCGUGGCCGAGUCGCCGGUUGUUCCAGAACUGUAGAAGAUGGCACGAUUCCUGACCCCGGUGAUCCAGGAUAAUCCCUUCGGAUGGGGACCAUGUGCUGUGCCAGAGCAGUUCAAGGACAUGCCGUAUCAGCCCUUUAGCAAAGGUGAUCGACUGGGAAAGGUCGCUGAUUGGACAGGAGCUACCUAUCAGGAUAAGAGAUACACCAAUAAGUACUCCUCCCAGUUUGGUGGCGGUAGUCAGUACGCCUACUUCCACGAGGAAGAUGAGACCAGCUUCCAGCUUGUGGAUACUGCUCGCACCCAGAAGACUGCCUACCAGAGGAACCGCAUGAGAUUCGCUCAGCAAAGAAACAUGAGGCGGGAGAAAGAUCGCCGUCAGUUGCUGCAGUUCAACAUGCAGACUCUUCCAAAGAGUGCCAAGCAGAAAGAGAGAGAUCGUUUGCGACUACAGAAGAAAUUUCAGAAGCAGUUCGGUGUGCGGCAAAAGUGGGACCAGAAAAACCAGCUGAAACCGAGAGAUUCUUCAGUUGAAGUCCGGAGUGACUGGGAAGUGAAGGAGGAAAUGGACUUCCCGAGGCUGAUGAAGAUGAGAUACAUGGAAGUGGCUGAUCCCAGUGACAUAGAGUGCUGUGGUACGUUGGAGUACUAUGACAAGGCCUUUGACCGAAUUACCACGCGGAACGAGAAGCAGUUGAGAAGUAUCAAGAGGAUUUUCCACACUGUUACCACCACUGACGAUCCUGUAAUUCGCAAGCUCGCCAAGACUCAGGGAAAUGUAUUUGCAACAGACGCCAUCCUGGCCACACUGAUGUGCUGCACCAGAUCCGUGUAUUCCUGGGAUAUCAUCGUGCAGCGGGUCGGUUCCAAGCUCUUCUUUGACAAACGUGACCACUCUGACUUUGAUUUACUGACGGUCAGCGAGACUGCGAACGAGCCCCCUCAAGAUGAAGGGAAUUCUUUCAAUUCUCCCCGAAACUUGGCCAUGGAGGCCACCUACAUCAACCACAACUUCUCCCAGCAGUGCCUGAAGAUGGUGAGGAAAGGCGCACCCAGUGAUGGCACUGAGAAGUACAAGUUCCCGAAUCCAAACCCUUUCGUGGAGGAUGACGUGGACAAGAAUGAGGUGGCUUCAGUGGGAUACAGGUACCGGAGGUGGAAGCUGGGGGAAGACAUCGACCUGAUCGUGCGAUGUGAGCACGACGGUGUCAUGACAGGAGCCAAUGGCGAAGUGUCCUUCAUCAAUAUCAAGACUCUGAAUGAGUGGGACUCGCGGUACUGUAAUGGUGUGGACUGGCGUCAGAAGCUGGACUCGCAGAGGGGAGCUGUCCUUGCCACAGAGUUGAAGAACAACAGCUACAAGCUGGCUCGAUGGACCUGCUGUGCAUUGCUGGCUGGAUCAGAGUAUCUCAAACUAGGGUACGUGUCCCGAUUCCACAUCAAGGACUCCUCCCGUCACGUCAUCCUGGGGACACAGCAGUUCAAGCCCAACGAGUUUGCCAGUCAGAUUAACCUGAGCAUGGAGAACGCCUGGGGCAUCCUGCGCUGUGUCAUCGACAUCUGCAUGAAGCUGGACGAGGGCAAAUACCUCAUCCUGAAGGACCCCAACAAGCAAGUCAUUCGUGUCUACAGCCUGCCCGACGGCACCUUCAGCUCUGAGGAGGAAGAGGACGAGGAUGAUGAGGACGAGGAGGAGGAGGAGGAUGGUGCACAGUGAGGAGCCCGGCCACGCCUUGACUCCGCACGCCUUGGAUAGUCUCAUGGCUGGGUGGCCCACAUCUCACUGGAACCACGCCAGUGAUGUUCACCCAUGAGGACAGUGAGACUAGAGUAAAGCCGUGUACAGUCACUCAAAAUAAAACUCAAAUACUUCCCCCA